CUGGUUUUUCUUUCUUCCAGAGAACUAAUAAACUGCUCCAUCCUGAAGCUGCUGUGAAGCUGUUACCAUGGCAACACUGACUUCAGAUCAGAAGAGGACUGAUUGUGAGGAGCAAGAGGAGGACAGUUCAGACUCUAAAGAGGAACCUCCACUCUUCAGUAAUGAACCCUCAGAUAAAGAGAACAGCUCGUCCAAAUAUAAUGACAUCAUCUCUAAAAGUGUUCUGAUCCAAUCAGGAUCUCCCGCUGUCUACCAGCUGAAACCAAAGAAAGAGAAUAUUGGAACUCUAACAAGAAUGACUCUUGGUGAAAAGAUGUGAACAAGACAAACAGAACCAUUUUACUUGUUGGUGAAACAGGAGCAGGAAAAUCUACUCUGAUCAACGCUCUGGUCAACUACACCAUGGGAGUGAAGUGGGAGGACAAUGUCUGGUUUCAGAUCGUAGAGGACGAGAAGAACGAGAAGGAGCAGAAGGAAGAAGGGGAGAGAAUUAAAUCAGAGAGUCAGACACCAGAUGUGAUUGUUUAUGAGAUCUUUGGUUUUGAAGAUAAAACUCUGUCCUACUCUCUGACCAUCAUCGAUACUCCUGGAUACGGAGAUACCAGAGGGAUCGAACAAGAUGACAUCAUCAGUCACAGAUUAUUCGACUUGUUCCGCUCAGAGGACGGAGUCCAUGAGAUCAAUGCAGUGGGUCUGGUGCUGAAAGCGACUGAGAAUCGACUCAGUGACAGAGUGAGGUACAUCUUUGAUUCAGUGAUGUCUCUGUUUGGAAAAGAUGUGGAGAAGAACAUUGUUGCCCUCAUCACUCACUCAGAUGGUCUGACAUUUAAAAAUGCCCUCCAAGCUCUAGAAGAUGCAAAAAUUAAAUAUGCCAAGAAUGACAAUAAGCCGGUUUAUUUCCAGUUCAACAACCACCAGAACAAACCGAAAACAGAGAUAGAUACAGCUGCUUUAAAAAGUGCAUGGAGCUUAACAACAGCAGGUAUGAGUCAAUUCACUGACUUUCUGAAAGACACUUCAUCUCAGAAGCUGAUAACAACUGUUGAAGUGUUGAAUUCACGAAUCAGACUGACAGCCUGCAUCCAAAACCUGAAAGAGAGAGUUGAGUUUAUUGAACUACAACAGAAAGAAAUCCAACAGACUGAGGAAGCUCUGAAGAAAUAUGAACAAGAGAUGAAGAACAAUGAGAAGUUCACUGUAGAAGUUGAUGAGGUCUACAAAGGUGAACAAUCUAUUGAUGGUGGGAUGUGGUGGAAGGUGUUUUAUGAAGGAGCUGUCUGCUGUACAGUCUGUGAAGAGAACUGUCACUAUCCUGGAUGUACAAUGGCCUGGAAACCAGGACACUGUGAGGUCAUGAAAGAUGGCCGCUGCACUGUUUGUACCAGGAAGUGUCCUGUAUCAGCUCAUGUGAAAGAAAAGUGGAUCUAUGUGAACAAGACAAGAAAAGUUCAGAAGACCUUAGAAGAAGUGAAAGUGAAGUAUGAAAAGAACAAGACAGAAAGUGAGAGCAGGUUGAACCUUUUGGAAACUCUAAAGAAGGAAACAGAAGAACUUCAGAAAGAUAAAGAUCAGUGGUUGGAAGAGUCCUUCCAGCAUGUUGUCAAACUGGAGCAGAUCGCCCUGAAUACUGAUUCACUGUCCACUCUUGUCCACUUGGACUUCCUGAUUGAGAAGAUGAAGGAGAAAGGAGACACAGUGAAGGUCCAGAAACUGGAAGAGAUGAAAAGACGAGUGGAUAAAGAUAAAGGAGCCCGGGCAGCGCUGAGUUACGGGUUCAGUAAACUAACAGCAGCUGGUAAAUCAGCAUUUAAAGAGCUGAUGAAGAACAGCUCGUCCAAAUAUAAUGACAUCAUCUCUAAAAGUGUUCUGAUCCAAUCAGGAUCUCCCGCUGUCUACCAGCUGAAACCAAAGAAAGAGAAGAUUGGAACUAUAACAAGAAUGACUCUUGGUGAAAAAGAUGUGAACAAGACAAACAGAACCAUUUUACUUGUUGGUGAAACAGGAGCAGGAAAAUCUACUCUGAUCAACGCUCUGGUCAACUACACCAUGGGAGUGAAGUGGGAGGACGAUGUCUGGUUUCAGAUCGUAGAGGACGAGAAGAGAAGGCAGUCAGAGAGUCAGACAUCAGAUGUGAUCGUUUAUCGGAUCUUUGGUUUUGAAGGUAAAACUCUGCCCUACUCUCUGACCAUCAUCGAUACUCCUGGAUACGGAGAUACCAGAGGGAUUGAACACGAUGUCAUCGUCAGUCACAAAUUAUUAGACUUGUUCCGCUCAGAGGACGGAGUCCAUGAGAUCAAUGCAGUGGGUCUGGUGCUGAAAGCGACUGAGAAUCGACUCAGUGACAGAGUGAGGUACAUCUUUGAUUCAGUGAUGUCUCUGUUUGGAAAAGAUGUGGAGAAGAACAUUGUUGCCCUCAUCACUCACUCAAAUGGAAUAAAACCUAAAAAUGCUCUGAAAACCCUCGAGGAUGCAAAAAUUGAGUUUGCCAAAGAUGAAAAGAAUCAGCCUGUUCACUUCCUGUUUGAUAACUGUCAGGAUGAAGACAGGACAGAGGACACAGAAUACUUUAAACAUGCAGAUACAAUAUCAACAAAAGGACUGAGACAGUUCACAGACUUUCUGGAAAAAAAUGAACCUCAACAACUGAAGACAACCGGGAACAAAAAAGACAUCACAGUACCAAGCCGACAACAAAGAAGCAUUAAAAAUACAGAAACAGAAACUGUCCCAUACAAAGCUACCCGCUGUACAUCCUGUCAGAAGAACUGUCAUUAUCCAUGUGGAUCCAGAGAGCCCUCAGAGUGUUUGAAGAUGGAAGAGGGCCACUGCACUUCAUGUAAGUGUCCUGAAUCAGAUCAUGUGACAGAAAAGAAGAUCUAUAAGGAGUAGACUAGAAGACCUGAAAGAUGAGAGUCGCAGAGAAGGUCCAUAAACUGGAAGAGAUGAAAAAUGACAAACUAUUAUCUAAAUAGUUGCCAAUCAGUCAAACCUGAACAUUAUUGAUCUGUUAAUGUAGAAUUUAUGUCUGAGCUGUUGUAUUGGACUGCAUUAGAUUUUACAGCUGUUCCUAAUAAAGUACCACUGAGUGCAUAUCUGCUAA
Dicentrarchus labrax (European seabass) is the source of this 3100-nucleotide messenger RNA. RefSeq lists its product as uncharacterized. The transcript has 4 exons. The record is from RefSeq and is a predicted model, not a curated record. Gene Ontology annotation, molecular function: GTP binding. NCBI's taxonomy places the organism in Eukaryota, Metazoa, Chordata, Actinopteri, Moronidae. Bases 403 to 2889 code for a protein of 828 amino acids.